AUGAAGCGAGGAGGUCUGCGGUCGCAGCAGCAGGAGGCGGAGCGAGUGGCGCGGGAGCUCAUGGACGCGAAGAUCGAGGCGGCGCAUCUGCGGGAGCGUCUCCGACUGCGCGUGGGCGGCGACACGACGGCCGCAGAGCUCGAGGCCGAGGCGUUCGCGCUGCAGACGGCGCUGGGGGAAGCGCAAGAGACGCUGCAGACGCAGGCAGCGGCGCUGCAGACGCUCGAGCUUAAGUACGAGCAGUCGAUGCGCGGGAUGCUGCAGCUGGACGAGGCGUGGAAGCUCAGCAAGGCGCAGACGAGGGCGGCGCAGGACGCGCAGCAGGUGGCGGAGGCGGCAGGAGAAGCGCAGAAGCGGCGGAGGGACGCGCUGGAGCGGCACUUGGAGGCUGCGACAGGGCGAGAGACGAUGCUGAUGGGUCGAGUGGAUGAGCUGACGGUGCAGGUGGAGAGAGCGGAGCGCAGAAGCGACGAGGAGCGACGGGCAACGACGCAGAAGGAGCUGCAGAUCUGUGAGCUGCGCGCGGAGCUGGAGACGACGCGACAGGCGUUUGAGACGCAGCGGAAAGAGGAGGAAGGCGCGACGAGAGAAGACGUGAGGAAGCUGCAGAGCCAGCUGCAGGAGGCGCAGGAGCAGGCCGCGGCGUUGAGGGGACAAGUGCAUGCGAGACAGGAAGAGGCGGCGGCAGUGGAGAGGGAACUUCGAGCGGUGAAAGAGGCGGAAGCAGAGGUGAAGCAGCGGCUCGUGGCGUUGACGGAAGAACAUGCGACGCUGCGAGUGCAUUGGGAGUCGGUCAAGGUGGUGGCAGCGGAGAGCACGCAGCGGGCGGUGCAGGCUGAGACGGAGAAUCGCAGCAUACGGAGGGGACUGGCUGAACGGGAUGACGUGGUGCAAGAGAAAGAGCGAGCAGUGCGUGCGCUGGAGCAGGAAGUUUUGCAGAUGCAGAAAGUGGUGGAGCAGGAGUUGAUGAAGAAGAAGCAGGCGAUAGCAGAGACAGAGCAGCGGUUGACAAAAGAGUCGCAGGAAAUGCUGCAAGCGCAGGAAGAGACGUGGAGCUGUCGAGAACGAGCGCUACAGCACGAAGUGGCAAAGUACGAAGGGGAAGUAGCUCGUGUGCGGGCGUUCCACAUGGAGCUGGCCGAACUGCUACAGAUGAAGGAAGGCGGAGAUACGGUAACCGAUCCGUUGCAGAGUGUCGAGCCCACCAUGCUCAAAGCGUUUGUGGUUCAGCAAAUUAACAAGCAGGAAGUCCUCACGGCAGCAUUGGGACAAUUGAAGGCGAAAGCUGGGGCGAUGAAACGGCAGCUGCGGUUGCACAGUCGACUGGAGGUGGAGAAUAGGACACUUCGUGCUGAAUACGAGAAGGCAAAGCUAGCGAUGGAACGGAUGGCAACACGGAAAGGAAAGAGUGGCGCAUUUGCUGCUUCGUUGCCAGUCCGGCAAGCCGGCAGUGAGGUUGGUAGCAGCAGUCCUUGCGAGAAAAGUGUUGGCAAGGAGAUCCGGUCAGGAGGUCGGGAAGAAGUGCCGUUUGUAAAGCGGAAACUGGAGGCAGACGAAGAGAACGAGGUCAGGGCAACGCCUCGAAAGGCGCCGCGCACCAAACACGUCUACGUAGCUUCACGGUAUAUGGAUAGUGCAUCGAAGCGCUGA
This is a messenger RNA of Peronospora matthiolae, 1650 nucleotides long. The record is from the annotation of a GenBank genome assembly. NCBI's taxonomy places the organism in Eukaryota, Oomycota, Peronosporomycetes, Peronosporales, Peronosporaceae.